UCGCUGACCGAGCGAUGCGGGAGACCUGGUUGCUGAGACUGAAUAUCCUGGAAUGUCUCCCUGGCAACAGCAUGCAUGGUUGAAGUGUGAUAUUCUGCCUCCACGCUGCGAUGAACAGAGAGUGAAAAGAGAAAGGAGGGAGAGGGGAUCUUGGUUUCAUGGAUUGCUCUGUGGAGAUAUUGUUACAUUAGAGUGAAUCCAAGUAAUGACAUGGUUUCUAAGCACCAGCGGAUUGAGCUUCUCUGGCUGAGCUGCUAUUUAACUGGCUGAGAUGAUGGACUAGUUGGACACAGUUGGUGUGAGAUCAAACAUUUUCUAACCAAGAGGCUAAAUGUUUAUGGCAUUUAUGGGUCUUUGAUGGUAGUGGUUCUUAUUUUGGAAGUGUGUAACUGCGCAGGCUGUUAAGGUAUGCAUGACUGAAUAGGCGAAGUCGAAACUGAAUUUCACUCAGGACUUGGGAGAUGAUGGAUGGAUAAAGGAGGGUCAUGCAGCUGAGUGGAGAGCUUGCAUCCAUCUGACACAGAAGAUCACCCCUACCACACGGAGGAGAGAGGAACCUGCUGGCUAUGAUUCAUUGCUGGAGCCUGUUUGUGUCCACAUUUACAGUAGUAUGCUUCCUACCUGUGUUUUUGUACAUACUGUAUUGUCAAAUUCCCUCUUAUUAUUGAUUGAAUUGAGCAGUUUGUGUAAUGAUUUGGAGGAUGUUUUUGUAGGACGACUUGUAGGACUAUACAUUUAUUUGACCAUGGGGGAGGAGGUGAAAAAGCGCCCCAUCAUUGCUGGCAGAGAGAAAGGGCCUGGACCGGGGCGUUACGCUCUGCCACCAACUAUUGGUUUCAUCGGCCAUGACUUCACCAAGCCAACCAACCCUGCUUACUCCUUCCACGGCAGAAUGAGCAACAACUUGUACGGUGUUGACUCCAGUCCUGGGCCUCAGUAUUACAUUGAUGCAAAAAUCACCCGUUUCGGCAGGGAUGGCAACCCCGCAUACUCCAUGUUGGGCAGAGUGAGAGGAUCAUCAACAGGGCUUUUCCAGACUCCUGGACCUGGGGCAUACAGCCCUGAGAAUGCUCCUCCAUGCAACACCCAGCGCAGACCCCCAUCCUACACUAUGGGCUCCCGCACUCGCUACCGUACCAUCGACUCAGUGCCUGCCCCCAACAAGUACUGUCUCCCUGCUCUCAUGGGCCCCCAGGUUCCCACCAAGCCAGCCAGUGCCAGCUACACCAUGUCAAGGCACUGCAAAUUAGGGGGUCCCUCAGAAGACCUGUCCAAGACCCCAGGCCCUGGUAGAUACAACAGUACAGAUCCAAGUGUCUACCUGCCCAGGCAACCAGCUUUCUCCAUGCUAGGUCGCCAUUGCUUUCCCAACGAUGCCACUCUGAAGCCUGGCCCUGGAACUCAUAAUCCUGAGAAUGUGACUGUCCACAAGCCCCGGGCUCCUGCCUUCUCUCUGGGCAUCAGACACUCUGAGUUUGUCACCCCACUGGUGGUCAAUGUAGCUGACUGAAAAGCACUUCUCACAACUAUGUUCCUCUGUCAUAUGGGACUAGGUUGGAUUCAUCUGCAAAACAAAGAACUUGAGAUGACAAUAGAGAACCAUUUCUACUGCUGUGCUGGCUUAAUAUUAAAUAUGAAAUGAAAGACAUUUAGAUACAGAACAUAUACAAACUUCCACACAGAAAGUAAAGAAAUAUAUUUUAUUUACGUUCUGUCCAGCAAC
Messenger RNA from Salvelinus fontinalis (brook trout), 1723 nucleotides. RefSeq names its product outer dense fiber of sperm tails 3-like 2b (gene cimap1d). Bases 611 to 1510 code for a protein of 299 amino acids. The record is from RefSeq and is a predicted model, not a curated record. Gene Ontology annotation, cellular component: cytoskeleton. The transcript has 4 exons. NCBI's taxonomy places the organism in Eukaryota, Metazoa, Chordata, Actinopteri, Salmoniformes, Salmonidae.